Vicia villosa (hairy vetch) is the source of this 1623-nucleotide messenger RNA. RefSeq lists its product as uncharacterized. The transcript has 3 exons. Lineage: Eukaryota; Viridiplantae; Streptophyta; Magnoliopsida; Fabales; Fabaceae. Gene Ontology annotation, molecular function: nucleic acid binding. The coding region runs from base 1 to 1623 and encodes 540 amino acids. Gene Ontology annotation, biological process: DNA integration. The record is from RefSeq and is a predicted model, not a curated record.
AUGCGCAGUGCAAGAUCUAAUCAUCAAGUUUUGCAAAUCAUUCGUUUUCUAACUGGUUUAAAUGAUGAAUUUGCUGUGGUUAAAUCACAAAUACUGUUAAUGGAUCCCCUGCCACCAAUGAACAAGAUUUUUUCUAUGGUUAUUCAACAUGAGCGCCAAGUUCAAAUUCCCAUAGCUACUGAUGAAUCUCAAACCCUGAUUAAUGCAACUGAUUCCAAGAAAUUUGGGGGAAAACAAGCCUAUUUCAAGCAUGGGGGUAACCGUGUAUGUACAUUUUGUGGCAAAACCAAUCACACAGUAGAAAAUUGUUUCAAUAAGCAUGGAGUUCCACCUCACAUACAAAAUCGUUUUCAAUCAACAGCCAACAAUGUUACUUCUGAUGCAAAUGAUGAUGGGUCUGUACCUAAUAGUGCUGACACAAGAGAUGACAAUGCUCCUAUGACUCAAGGUCAAUUCAAUGCCCUAAUGGAGCUACUUCAUAAAUCAAUUCUCGGGCAAGGGUCAGGACAUGCUUCUUCCAAUCAAGUUACUGUUGGUCAUUCAUCAGCAUGUAACACAUCUCAUAUCAUGCAUCAUAAUCAUGUUAGUCCUUGGAUCAUUGAUUCAGGAGCUACUGAUCACAUAUGUAGCUCCAUCCAUUGGUUUCAUUCAUAUAUAAAAAUUGUUCCUAUUAGUGUUAAACUACCAAAUGGGAAUUGCAUAAUUGCUAAAUAUUCUGGACAAAAAACCAUGAGAAUGACUGGUUUUGCUGAUCAAAAGGAUGGACUGUAUUACAUAACAAUAAGGGAUAGUGAGUCACAAGACAAAACAUCACCCACACAUACACAAAAUUCACUUGUUUCCAUUCCUAGCUUAGCUGCCAAUAUUUAUUUACCUGAUAAAGCCUUACAUAGAAAACUGCCUUAUACUGCUAGUAAGAAUAGAGUUGCUCACCCUUAUGACUUGAUUCAUUUAGAUAUAUGGGGUCCUCUUGCUGUCAAGUCCAUUCAUGGCCAUGCAUAUUUUUUAAUAGCUGUAGAUGAGUGCAGUAGAUUCACAUGGAUUACACUUAUGAAAUCCAAAGUUGAAACUAGGCAGCAUAUUAUAAAUUUUGUCAAGCUCAUAGAAAACCAAAAGGGCACUAUUGUCAAGACUAUUAGAUCUGAUAAUGGUCUUGAGUUUAGUAUGCUUGAAUUUUAUGUUUCAAAAGGCAUCAUACAUCAAACUAGUUGUGUUGAGUCUCCACAACAAAAUGGUAGAGUGGAGAGGAAACAUCAACACUUGUUAAAUGUAGGAAGAGCCCUUCUUUUUAAAUCAAAACUCCCAAAGAACUUUUGGCCCUAUGCUAUUUUACAUGCCACAUUCAUCAUCAACAAACUUCCUACACAAGUCUUAGACAAUUUAUCUCCUCAUUACAUACUCCAUAAUGAAGUACCUGAUAUGCAUAGCCUCAAAUUUUUUGGACCAUUAGUGUAUGCAUCCACACUUCAUAUGCAUAGAACUAAACUUGAGCCAAGAGGAAGAAAAUGUGUCUUCUUAGGUUUUAAAAUGGGUAUGAAGGGUGUAGUACUCUAUGACAUUAACAAUCAUAAAGUUUUUGUUUCUAGGAAUGUCAUACAUCAUGUUUUGAAUGAUGAUUGUUGA